CAAGUACAAGGGAUAAGCUCUUAAAAUACUUUCUGAAUAAUAAAUCUACACGUCGGAAGACAUUAACAUUCUUUCAAAGCAAUAACAAAAACAGGAAUAAAGAAUCAUAUUGUUAUUUAAAACAAAAAUAUAAACAUUCAGUAUCAGCAUUUUAUAAUUUUAUACAUGUCCAUUAACAACUGCCCCCGUACAAAAACAACGUGGAUCAGUGUAAAAUUAAAUAAACAGUGAUGACGCUCGAAGCAAUAAGGUAUCGUAGAGGACAACUUGAUAUCCUUGACCAGUUACUUUUACCCUCUCAGUCUAUAUAUAUAUCAGUGAGUGACACUAAAGAUGCAUGGGAUGCAAUCAAAAAAAUGCAGGUGCGUGGUGCUCCAGCUAUUGCCAUUGUUGGUUGUCUAAGUUUAGCAGUAGAGUUGAUUGACACAGACUUCACUAAUACUGACGAUGUUGCUUCAUAUGUGGCAUCAAAACUACAGUACCUUGUAUCAGCCAGACCUACAGCUGUCAACAUGAAAGAAGCUGCUGACAGAUACACAAGUCUAGUGAAAAAAAUCACACUUGAAAAUUCAGCAUCAGUCGAGAGUGUAAAGAAAAGGUAAGCUCAAAAAUAGCAGAUGGUAUAAAAAAUAUACAGUUUAGUCUUGCUGUAAAGAUAAAUCAAGAUUUUAAAUUUUUUUUUUAUUUAAUCUCAAGUUAAUUCAAAUUCCAUGCCAUUUUAUAAAUUAUCUUAAACAGCAACCAUUAAUCUUAAAGGUUAACA
This is a messenger RNA of Ruditapes philippinarum (Manila clam), 763 nucleotides long. RefSeq names its product methylthioribose-1-phosphate isomerase-like. Gene Ontology annotation, molecular function: S-methyl-5-thioribose-1-phosphate isomerase activity. Bases 231 to 602 code for a protein of 123 amino acids. The record is from RefSeq and is a predicted model, not a curated record. The transcript is spliced from 2 exons. Lineage: Eukaryota; Metazoa; Mollusca; Bivalvia; Venerida; Veneridae.